Messenger RNA from Tuber aestivum (summer truffle), 2239 nucleotides. The record is from the annotation of a GenBank genome assembly. NCBI's taxonomy places the organism in Eukaryota, Fungi, Ascomycota, Pezizomycetes, Pezizales, Tuberaceae.
ACAUACCGGUACUACCAGCACUCGCCCCUCCUCUCCUCUAUUCCCCCACUUUCCUCGCCAUUUCCCCCCACCAGCUCCUCGCUUUACACCAUCUUCCUAUUAAUCCACUCGUCUCCGCAGUCCGUAAUCGCCUCCCCCUCUCACAUACUUUCUGCCUCCGAAAAUCUUCACGUUGCCCUUUAGACAAUCCGGAAAGAGGGCCCCAUACGUUUCCUUUCAUUCGGACUCGGCCCUGAUAAAGUACCAUACAGGUACUCAUCUAACCGGGGUUGACACGGCAGAAAAGGGCAAUCCCGAAAGGUUAUUCAAAAAAAGAAAAUAAACCCUUUGCCCAACCAAAAACGAACCGUGCUUCCGGGGUCCCACAGCCAUGGGUCUCCAACAGGAUUCUCCCCUGUUGGUCUCCUCCCCUUGCAUCAACCAGCCGAUUCUUCAACACCCCAUUCCCCACAGGACACUCAUUCGAAGCUUCACCACCUUCACAAACAAAUCCUCCCCAAACACACUCUUUCCGCUCGUGCCCUGCCCAGAGGCGCUCUUUUUGCAAACUUCCCCACUACCAAUGUCGUUCCAACCACCGCCACCGCAGCCUUCGCCCUCGCCACCGCUAUUCACUAUCGCGUCAUCCAAGAAGAGGUCUCCGCAGAUCGCCUUCGCGGACGAUACGCCGCCAUCUUCGAGACCGCCUUCUCGCUCGCACACACAGAAGAGAUUGCGUGCAAAGAGGGCUGCGGAGAGGCCUGGUUGGGUGUCUCGUAAAGAUGAUAGUAUCGGCCUUGACGCGCGGGUAGAAGCGGUUGUUGUGGAUGUGCUCUGGCCUGGCGCGGAGAGUUUGGACUGUGGAAGAAGAGUGGGUGAUUUACGAGGAAGCAGGGGGUUCACAGUCUUGUGUUUCCUUGAGUGCACGAUUGAGCAUUUGCAAGGUUUGGGGUUGGUAUCCUUCUUAUUUAUUUGUUUUCGUUCGCCCCUUUGCGGUGAGCCAGAUUGUGAAUUGACAGGAAAACUUUCCGUUUAAAAAACAGUCAAGUUGCUAGUCUCCUAGGAAACCUAAAUGCCGAUGUAUUCGGUGUCUCCCUGUCCGCCCCUCUACCGCAUACUUCUUCAUUACCAAUCGGUGGGUCCCAAUACCCAUUAUUGUGAAAAAAAAAACAGGGGCCAAUUCGCUUUGAUAUCCAUAGUCCACGACCGCACCCGUGCAUUAACACUCUCCCUCGGUCUCCUCCACCCUCUUGGCGGCGGUCGGCAAGCCCUCGACGCGAUUGUCAUUCUUGACAGGGAAGCUCGGCAAAGAGUAGUGCUCCCCGUGGGCUGGGGGCCGAGGCCUGUUCCGGGCCAGUCCGCCGCCGAUGAGGAGAGUAAUAGUAUUAACAGCAUUGUUGGGCGGUGCGUGAAGGGUGUUGAAUGGCUCUGUAAUGAGGCCAUGGACGACACGGUCGAGGAUGUGGAGAUGGGGGUGAUGGAUAACGAGAUUGUUAUGGCGGCUUUGUAGGUGCGGGGGUGUGUGGGUAGAGAGAAGGUGGGUUCCUGGGUAUUCUGGAGAGACCCUGGACCGGUCUCCUUAUUCCGGUCUGGAUACCGUUGUUUAUUUCCCGCCUGGAUGGUAUAUUCCCCACGCCUCAUGAGAAGCAUUUCCCCUCUCUAUUACUGAAUGCAUUAACCUCUGUUUGAAUCCGCUUAACCACAUUAUCAAUACCUAUGGUUACGUUCACUGUUAAAAACGCCGUUUCAAUCGUCGCCGUCGCUCUUUUAUAUACCCUUCCUUUCCUACACGGUCUUUUUCGUUUUCUUUUCGUCUUGCUCCUUGCUUUUUCUACAUUUAGGUCUUUAAUAGCCUGGGCCAGGUGUAACACUGGAAUGUCUUUGGUUUGGUUAUCCUUUUUUUCUCUUUUCCCCUUUGUAAUUAGGAAAUAUCGGGACAUCGAUCCCAUAUUGAAGGCAGGUGAAAUGUAACACCUAGCUAUUAUACCAUACCCGCAAGAGAGGGAGUUGAGCCGGCUUAAUAAUUGGAAAUACGUGGUAUUAUCCAGUUUAAUGUAUGCAAUGUCUACACUCUCGUGCUGUAUGGUUCAGAUGUUUAGAAGCACAUUCGGGGCAUAGAAGGAGGUCGGAGUAAGGUUUGAGAAACUGUUAAUUCUGCCAGUGUGGAAACGGUAUUUAGAGCAAGUAUCACAGCAAGUGGUGUUAUAGAUAAAGCGGACUGCAUAAGGGUCCAUCAUGUGGGUUUCUUCUUUUGCAGAUG